Molecule: messenger RNA, 2655 nt
Organism: Octodon degus (degu)
Lineage: Eukaryota; Metazoa; Chordata; Mammalia; Rodentia; Octodontidae
Product: putative methyltransferase-like protein 21E pseudogene
Exons: 5
Coding region: 347-1057 (236 amino acids)
Biological process (GO): peptidyl-lysine methylation
Cellular component (GO): cytoplasm; cytosol
Molecular function (GO): protein-lysine N-methyltransferase activity
Source: RefSeq, a predicted model, not a curated record
UUUAUACUCUCCGAUCAGCUCUAGCUUAGUUCAUGAGACACUCGGGAACAUUUUCCUGUUCUCGAGCCCCCCUCGUUGGGGCAUUCCAACGUCACUGCUGCAUAACCAGAAGCGCUGCAGCUGCAGCUGUCAGGAUCUUAAUCCCUUCUGCUUGAAUUUCCUGCCAGGGUGUACAGUAGUCAGCUGUGUGCUUUGGUGCUCCCAUUUCCGACACUACCAGAGGCCUCAGCAGCAAAACAAAAGUGGAUGAAAUAACUUUUAACCUUCUAGAACUCAGCUACCCUAUUCGUUCUCAAGAAAUGGUCAAAAAGAAUCAAAAUAUAGCCGCUUAGUAGUUCACCACCUGAUGGAUCCAGAAGGUCAAGAAGAGACCAGAGACGAGUGUGAUGACAAGCAGGUGGUUACAGAGAUCAUGUCAAGAUGUUUUAUUCCAACUCUGAUAACAAAUACUCCCUGGGAAGGCUUCCAUUUUGUUGGACAUGAGAUUAGGAUUGCUGAAGCCACAGAUUGCUAUGGUGCUGUUGUUUGGCCCUCGGCCCUUGUUCUGUGCCAUUUCCUGGAAACAAAUGCAAAGCAAUAUAAUAUGGUGGACAAAAAUGUGAUUGAAAUUGGAGCUGGGACUGGGCUGCUUUCCAUUGUGGCAAGUUUACUCGGAGCUUAUGUGACUGCUACAGAUUUGCCUGAAUUACUUGGAAACCUGCAGUAUAACAUUUCCCGAAACACUAAAAUGAAGUGCAAGCAUAUGCCUCAGGUUAAAGAACUCUCCUGGGGCGUCGCUUUGGAGAAGAACUUUCCCAGGUCUUCCAAUAAUUUCGACUAUGUCCUGGCAGCAGAUGUUGUCUAUGCUCAUCCUUUCCUGGAAGAACUCCUUGCUACCUUUGACCACCUGUGCAGAGAAACUACCAUCAUCCUCUGGGCUAUGAAAUUCAGGUUGGAGAAAGAAAACAAAUUUGUAGAUAGAUUUAAGGAGCUGUUUGACCUGGAAGAACUCUCCAGUUUCCCAAGCCUGGAUAUUAAAUUGUAUAAAGCUAUGAAGAAAAAUCGAAGGAGUGCCUAACAUCUUCAGACCGGCAACUUGGAAAUGCUAAGGCAAUUUCUAGAAUAUCAGCUUAAGGAAACCUGGAUAAUCUGAUGGACCACUGACUUUCCCAGGAGGAAACACACACACACACACACACACACACACACACACACACACACACCUCAUGCAUGCAUGCACACACGUUUACUAUGAGAAUAGAAGGUAGUUUCCCACAUUUGCCUUACUCUAGGCAUCGAUAUUUCCACACACAACAAGGGCAUCUGCAGAAUACAGGGGUAACGCUGUCGAUCUCCAUCAGCAUUCGAGGUCUCCCAAGCACACAGUAGUAGGAACUUCCGGCAAGGUUGCACUGUGGGGUCAUUGUCUGCUCUCUCCAUCCUCUUAUAGAACCAUUUACUACUGUUAUUAUUAUUGAAAAAUGGUGCAAUUAUUCCUUUAAUGUAUAAUUGCAAAAUAAUGGUUUUAAUAAUGACAUCUCCAAAAUGAACACUGUUUAUUCCCUUCAAUACAGGAUUGCAUAUUUAUCUCUUUAGAAAUAAAGAAAUGGACUAUCAUAGGAUCUCCAGAUCAAUCUGUAAAGGCAAAUGCAGAGCAGUGGCAGAUGUUGUGCUUUCGUGGUUUCCAGUAGCGCCACCUUGUAGGUGGCCCAUCACCUCUGCUGGGCGGGCUGGGGCUCCAGUUCGGCCUUUGGAGUCAGUCAGGCACGUGCAGUUGAGGUUGUGGACAAGGACGUUUCACUCCAAUAGAUAAAUGGAUGUGAGCAACGUAGGAAUAGUUGAGGUGUCAGAGGAGUUAUUGUUUUAUUUUAAAAUCAAGUGAAUUCAUUUCAUAGAAAUGGAAAAAAAAUACAGAAACUUUGAGUUGAAAGUACAUGAAAAGAUUUAGGCCUCUAAUCUCAAAAAUCAGGCAUAUGGCUGGUUUUAAAGUUUAAAGCUCUUCUGAUAACAUAUAUAGACCCAGGUAUUUGAAAUUCUAUGUGAUUUUUUUUUUUAACACGAGCCUCAGAGAUUAGAAUAAAGUCUGAAAUAAUUGACAUCAAUGCAAAAAGAGCAAACAUCUGGGACUUUGCAUGUGACUGCCCAGGCUGCUCUAUUCGGCAUCUCCUGGGCUGGGUCUUCGGCUGGGCUCACUGUGACCUGCGGGUGACAAUUGCUUCUGAGGACUGGUCCCCUCUAUAGGACCACUGGCUGAGCUGAGCCUAGCAGAGAAGCUGAUUUCCUGGGCUCCAGGCUCCAGCCUAAGGCAUGCUGCAGAUCCCCUCAGCAGAGCUCUCGGCGUAUGGGCUUUCUUAGGACCCUUCCUCAGCAACGCUCAAGCUUUCAUGGCUCUUUGUCUCAGCCUGUUACCUGUGCAGCGCCAUUCAAUCCUCACAACCUUUCUGCAAAGAGGUGAUGCCAUCACCCCUGCUUCAGAGCUAGAGGAAGAAGGCUGAGUAGCCCAAGCACCGCUGUCAAGCCCAGGCCUGUGAGGUUAAGCCUGCAUCCUGCCUGCUCUGCCGUAUGUAUCUAAAACACUUUUCAAACUCCUUUCUAGAGAAUGACUGUGGUUUCUUCAAAAGGAAACACACCCCCAGAAACAUGCAAAUGUACAAAGAAACACAUUCUCAAAACUGC